This is a messenger RNA of Pseudovirgaria hyperparasitica, 2140 nucleotides long. RefSeq lists its product as uncharacterized. The transcript has 2 exons. The record is from RefSeq and is a predicted model, not a curated record. The coding region runs from base 463 to 2043 and encodes 526 amino acids. Lineage: Eukaryota; Fungi; Ascomycota; Dothideomycetes; Acrospermales; Acrospermaceae.
UGGCUGAUUGCCUAUCGAGAGCAUCCAUCCGUCUUAUAAUUACACCGUUCACUGCACUGCACUGCACUGCACUCCUCAGCUGACUUUGCUGCGUCGUCGUCAGCUGCAAGACAUUGACGCCCUCUCUUCUUGUUCUUGUUCUUGUUAUUACCAUUAUUGCUGUUAUAUCAUUUCAUCCGCCGCCGCCCCAUCGCUCUUCUCUCGUCUCUUCUGCUAUUAUUCAUUAGCCAUUAGCGCCACUCACUGUCUGGCCGCGAAUCCUUCGUCGUUAUCGUGUGCCCCACCAUCCCACCAACGACCGAGAGAGCCAUCAGCCGCACGACUCAAAACUGCUGCUAUUUUCACCCUUCAAAACCUGUCCAAGCCCCCGUCUUCUUCUGAUUCUUGUCGACUCUCCGAAAAACUCCUCUCACCUGUAUUUCAGUCGUCUUGUUUACACAUCACCCCCAAAACACCACAAACAUGCCCGCUCCACCAGGCGCCUGGGACGAGGAAGACGAGUACUACAGCUCUGACCGCCACUGGGGUGCUCGCUAUGUCAGACCGCCACCACCACCACCGCGACCGUCAUAUCUGGAUCCUCGAGCUCCUGGAGGCUCGCGCGCCGACGUCUCAUAUGGUCUUCACCGUUCGCGCUCUCAAGGCCAUGCCCCGGCUCCAAACGUGACCAUCUACAACACCGUCGAUGCCGACCAACAACCCUACAUCGCCAACAGCCCUAGCGCCAGAAACACGUCUCGCGGACGACCUCAACCCGCAUCGAGAGACUGGGAGCUCGAGGAUCAGCUGGCCGAAAUGCGCCUCGAGAUGGCGCGCCAGAGGUCACGGUCACGUGGCCAGGCAGAUCACUAUCACGAACACCACCGCAGUGGCUCUCACUCCCCGACAUACAACAAGCGGAUCGAACUUGAGCUGGCCAAGGAGCGAUUGCGGAUGAAGGAGGAGGAGCUUGAGCGGGAGAAGCUGGAGGAGCAGAUCAAGCGAGAGUACGAACUGCGGCGCGAAAAGGAGGCCCGGAAGCGCCAAGAACGCGAAACCGAAGAGGAAGCCGAGAGGAAACGCAUCAUUGCCGAAAACACAAUGAAGCUCGAGAGAGCCGAGCAGGAGCAGAAGGCGGCACGGCAGCGGGCCAUUGACGAGUGGUCCAGGAAGAAGGCUGAAGAAGAAGCGGCUGCCAAGGCGGCCCGCCAGAAGGCCAUAGACGACUUCAACAAGAAGACGAGCGAGGAAGAAGCCGCAAGGAAGAUUGAGCGCCAACGGGCCGUCGACGAGUUUGAGCGGAAGAAGCGCGAAAAGGCGGAAGAGGAACAGGCCGCCAAACAGCGCAUCAUCGACGACUACGAAGCCAAGAAGAGUCUCGACGCGAAGAAGCAAAAGGAGCAGGAAGAGGCUCUCCUGGCGAAGCUCAAGAAGCAGGAGGAGGAGAAGAAGGAGAAGGAGAAGAAGGAAUGGGACGAGUUCCUGGCGAAGCAGAAGAAGCUCGAAGAGGAGGAAAAGGCCAAGAAGGAGGCGGCGGAGAAGGAGUUUGAGCAGAAGAUGGCCGAGCGCCUCAUGAAGUCCGGCUUCCAGCAAAACCAGAUCGACGCCAUCACCAAGCCGGAAAAGCAGCAGCACCUGCCUCCAGGCUUCCUGCCGAACAACCCUCUCCAAGCCCCUGCCCAUGCCCAUGCCCCUGCCUUGGCCCCGGGCCCGGGCCCGGCCCCCGGCGGCCACCAACCCACCUUCAUCAAGGUCCACCGCGACCAUCUCUCGAUCGACACGCUAACCUACUUUAACAUUCCAUGGCGCUACGACGAGUACGACCGCAACUACUACAUCAUCCUGCGCGAAAUGGACAACACGGAGACGGACAUGCUGUUCGAGCAUACCCGCCGUCUGCGCACACGCACCACCACCUCGCUGCUGAUCGAGGAGCGCGAUUCCCGCCGCGGCAAGCCCGAGUAUGCCUUUGUCCGGCACAAGAGCAAGACGCGCGCCGUGUCGCCGAGUCCGGCCCGGCGGCGGAGGAGCUCGCCGAAGACGGUGGGCCUGCGCCUGUUCUGACUUCUGAGUGCGUCUUGUCUGGCCUGUGAAUUGAACUAUGGAAAAAUAACUACGUCCCUUUUUUUUUUUCUUUGGCACUUGGAGCGAGCGUGUUUGG